AUGGUGCAAAUGGAAGAGCUGAAAGAUGGGCCAACGCCAUCCGGGAAGCUCAUGUUCUUCAACUAUGGCUCCUAUGUGCCCACUUGGGAAGUGAUGUGGAUAACAAUCGUCAUUUUUGCGAUCUUCUUCUUAGUGUGCGCCUUUUGCUGCUUGUUCACGUGGGGAUUGUGGGAGUUCUACAAGCGACGCUACAACAAACAAGCCGAGGCGAUUCACGCGAAAUUCAAAGAAGAGGAAGAAGUUCAGCGGAAAGUCAACGAGCGAAAAACAAAUAUAACGAUGCUGCCUGAGGCGCGGAAGAAACAACAGCAACAAGACCAAGCCAGUGCUGAUGCGGCGACACUCUUUGAAGAGAAUGAUCCAUCAGCGACCGCUCCAAGGAAAACACAGCGGCAACAGACGAAAAUGAUGACAACUCUACUCACUAAUGUACAAAACGAGGAGAAAGAAGUGGAAUUUCAAGUCGAACCCCUGUUCAUCGCUGCGGCUUCACAUUGCUUGGCGAAGAACGCACCACAGGCUGCAGUCAUGGCUAUUCAAUCACCCAAUCCAUCUGCGUGCGAGAUCGGGCGAGAAGAAAAGAUCCCAGCCCGCUCGCCGGCGCCAAUCAAUUUGCGAAAGUCCAUCUCGACAAGAAGCCGCUCGCUGACGCCAAAGUACCAACGGAUUCGCUCAACGACGAGAAAUCGAACGCGAAGCAACUCACCGAAUCCGAAUCGGUCAGUGCUUGGAGAGCUCACUUCGAACGACACACAAGGCAGAGAAGAAUAUGCGCCAAAGCCUCGCUAUGGUUCACGCGUCUUCGAGUCGUCUUCGGGUUCACGCGAUUGGACAUCUUCCUACACAGAUUACCUCACUCCGGCCACAUCACCGACUGCUUCAGCUACGGCAACACCAACACCGGCAAGAAAACCGACGAAGAGCCACUUGAACAAGAGAGAUCCCGAGAAGUAUAGCCCAGCGAGUACUUCAGACGAGGAAUUCAGUGCGUCAACGUCCAAUGCAAGUCGACUGCCAUUUCAUCGCAGAACCGCGUCAUCGGACACGACAAGUUCCUCGGCUGCAUCGUCUGCGACGUGGACUUCUGCAAGAUCAACAACAACGCCCACUUGGACUCCACAAAAGGUUGCCACUCAAAAGCCGACUUUUGAGAAGAAUGAUGAUGAGACGAGCUCGAUUGAAACUAUGAGAAAAACUGAAGAUAGCGAAAACAUCUACGCCGGUGAGGCUCCGUUUUGGACGAACAAAGUUCUUGACAGAUCGCCGACGGCAAGUUCGGCUCCAAAUCAGCCCCUUCAACUCCCGAGUCAAUUUGAGGAUGAUGUUUCGAUACCCGGAAGGAGUCGACGAGUAGAGGCAAAUGCUGGUCUCCUCACGACAGCGCCGAGCGCAUUCACGCAACAACAGCAAACCCCACCGCAGCAGCAACAUCAGCAACCGUACUUCAAUGACAACAAUGGACGAACACCGCGAAGUGUCGAGAGUCGACCGUCGCUGAUUGUUGAGAAGAUGCGAGAAGCGAGCCAAUCACCACGGGUGUCUCAUGGGCAAAUUUUGAAGCGCAAUGAUUCUUUAUCACCCGCCAAAAGCAGCGAUGGACCAAGCCACCAAUUCUACGCCAAUCAUCCC
Messenger RNA from Mesorhabditis belari, 1629 nucleotides. Lineage: Eukaryota; Metazoa; Nematoda; Chromadorea; Rhabditida; Rhabditidae. The record is from the annotation of a GenBank genome assembly.